This is a messenger RNA of Ziziphus jujuba (common jujube), 2366 nucleotides long. Its product is annotated as putative disease resistance RPP13-like protein 1. Gene Ontology annotation, biological process: defense response to other organism. Lineage: Eukaryota; Viridiplantae; Streptophyta; Magnoliopsida; Rosales; Rhamnaceae. The transcript has 3 exons. The record is from RefSeq and is a predicted model, not a curated record. Gene Ontology annotation, molecular function: ADP binding. The coding region runs from base 1377 to 1802 and encodes 141 amino acids.
AAGGAUAUUGAAGGUCAUUUGCGCUUAUGAUUUUCACGUUCCUUCAAAUCUCCUAAAACCUCUGCAACACUGGUAGAAAUUUUGAUCUUAUCCACUUCCAUGACUUCUGAGAAUAGGGUUUUGCACAAGUAACGAUCUUAUCCACUGAUAUUUGAGUUUUUUAUCCCAAGAAAAUGGAAUUUUUUAAUUAUCUUUCAUUUUCCCCUCUUUAUGAAAAAUUGCAGUGAGGAAGGUUAUGCUGGAUACAUUUUCAACUCUUACUCUGUUUUCCUUCUUAAAUGCCAACAGAAUAAGUACUAGUAUUAGUUCACAGUUCUGUAAAAGAUCUUGAAGAGGGCCUUUUUUUUGGGGUAAAAAUAAUUGCAUCAAGCAACCAAGACUACCCCAAGCGGGGAUUACAAGGAAGCCAAAGCCUCUGCCUCCUCAGCUGUCAAAAUAUUCAAGAUCCCUUGAGGAAGCUUAAUUACAAGACAGGCGUCAAAGAACAAAUCUUUUUUGUAAAUUGAAAGAAAAUUUAGCCAUAGAAUCUGCCAACUUGUUGGCUUCCUAACAUCCCAAUCUAACUUAAUCUAACUUCCAGUCCCUUACUUUGUCGAGUGCCUUGAAUGCAUUAGCGUUGCAGAGUUUAGUGAUUUGAAGGAGCGUGAGAAUGAUGGAUGCAAAUGACCUUCAAUACCCUUGUCGAGGGCCACCUGACUUUCACGUGCAUCUUCUGCUAAUCAAUUGGAUGAAAAGUUAAUUUUGUCCUUGCGGCGAACAGUUUGACAGUUUGAAUGGGUUUAGGGAUUAAAUUGUCACGGAAAAUACUUUGGACUUAACUGAUUCUUUUGCUGAAAAUAGUUUAGGGACUUAACUUAUUCAAUGCGUAUAGUUUAGGGAUUUGGCAUGAUAUUAUUCCAAAAAAAAUAAAGAAAAAAAUAGUCCGAGGCCGAUACCUGCAAUGUCCGAGGCCGCAGGUGUUUUUGUCCUUCCAAGUUGGAAUGAUGUUGGAUUCUGUUACUGUCACUGUGAAGGAAGCUGGAAGGCCAGAGUUGAGGAUCUCUAAUUUUCAUCCGACUUCUCAGCCACUUCUACACUAACAGUGACCUCAAAUUCUAUCAACCCCUUUGAUGGCAACGACGCAGAUAGCUGAAGUUCAUCCACUAAAUCCAAUAGCCCUUAGUAUGGUAAAUGUCUUCCUUCUGCUAUCUUUGAUAUUCUGUUUGAUAGGCUGGCUUGUGGUGAUGUGGUGGACUGCCUGCGAGGAAACAAACUCAGUGAUCAGCUCAUCAACAAUUUGAAGACCGUUCUAUCGGCUGUUGAUGCCGUGCUUGAUGAUGCAGAGGAGAAGCAAAUCACAAAUCCAAAUGUCAAGCAGUGGCUGGACGAGCUUGUAGAUGCUUGAUAUCCUGGAUGAGACUGCAACUCAUGCUUUGCAAUCCAAGAUGGAACUUGGAUCAGGAACAAAAUCGAAUUUAGAUUCACUUCAAACUACGUCAAAAGAGAGGUUGACGGAAAGGAAAUUCUUGAUUGUUCUAGAAGGUAUGUGGAAUGAAAAUUAUGUCAAUUCGGAGAACAUGAGUAGACCUUUUAAACAUGGGGAUCAAGGAAGCAUGGUUCUUGUGACAACACGCAAUGAAACUGUCGUAAAUAUCAUGCGCACUGCUCCAAUAUAUUGUCUUGAGCACUUAAGAGAUGAAGAUUGUUGGCAACUGUUUUACAAGCAUGCAUUUGACAACGAAGAUUUAAAUGCAUAUCCAGACUUGGUAACAAUUAGUAGAAGAGUUUUUGAAAAGUGCAAGGGCUUGCCCUCAGCCGGUUAGCCGUGGAAACACUUGGAGGCCUCUUGUGCUAUAGACUAGAUGUUGUAAAUGGAAAAGAAUAUCAGUGAAUGAGAUUCGGGAUUUUUCAGAUAAUACGAGCAAUAUUCUACCAGCUUUGAGGUUAAGUUACAUUGUCUUCCUUCACGCCUAAAGGCAGCAAAUGGUCUUAUUAUGGAUGAAAGAAAAUCUUCUGCAACAAGCAAGGAGAAAUAAGAGAAUGGAUGAUAGAAGAGAUGAAUGUUUUAAUGAGUUGGUGUCUAGGUCAUUUUUUUAAAGAUUGAAUAGUGCAAAAGAUUCUUGCUUUGUCAUGCAUAAUCUUGUUCAUGAGUUAGCCAAAUAUGUAUCCAGGGAAUAUUGUUUUACAUUUGAAGAGGGCAACUACAAGGAAGAUAUGAUGAAGGUGCGUCACCUAGUUGUUUCAACGUCUGUUUCCUUGAAGAGGUUUAAUUCUAUUCUGAUGCAACUUGCUUGCAUACGUUUUUACCAUUGUCUGAAUAUUCAUUUUGCAACUUAACUAAUUAAUUAGUGAAUAAUAUUAUAUUGAAGUUGAGGUGUUUGAGAGUA